CAUCUUGCUGUGGCCCGUGUUCGGGGUUGGUGCCCUAUAAAUAUGAGUGCUGAAAGUCCAAAGAAAACAUCGGGCAAUAAUAUUAUAACCAACUUCCAAGCCAUAGUAGAAAAAUGUCUGUUCAGUCUUCAGUGGUACUUCUUGCUCCAUCUAAAAACCUCAGCCCUGAGGUUGGCCGGCGCUGUGCAAAUUUUCAUCCCAGCAUUUGGGGGGAUCAUUUCCUUUCUUAUGCUUCUGAAUUCACAAACACUGAUGAUCAUUUGAAGCAACAUGUCCAACAGCUGAAAGAAGAAGUGAGGAAGAUGCUAAUGGCUGCUGAUGAUGAUUCUGCGCAAAAGUUGCUCUUGAUUGAUGCAAUCCAACGGCUGGGAGUUGCUUACCAUUUUGAGAGUGAGAUUGAUGAAGUAUUAAAACACAUGUUCGAUGGUUCCGUUGUCUCUGCUGAAGAAGAUGUUUAUACUGCUUCUCUCCGAUUUCGGUUACUAAGACAACAAGGGUACCAUGUCUCAUGUGCAGAUUUAUUCAACAACUUCAAGGAUAAUGAAGGAAACUUCAAGGAAUCCCUCAGCAGCGAUGUGCGGGGAAUGUUAAGCUUGUAUGAAGCCACACAUUUCAGGGUGCAUGGAGAAGAUAUAUUAGAUGAAGCACUUGCUUUCACUACCACUCACCUUCAGUCCGCCACAAAGCACUCUUCAAAUCCUCUUGCUGAACAAGUAGUUCAUGCCCUGAAGCAGCCCAUCCGAAAGGGGUUACCUAGGCUAGAGGCCAGGCAUUAUUUUUCUGUGUACCAAGCAGAUGAUUCUCAUAACAAAGCUCUGCUGAAGCUAGCAAAGUUGGAUUUCAACCUAUUACAGAAAUUACACCAGAAGGAGCUAAGUGACAUUUCCGCGUGGUGGAAAGAUUUAGACUUUGCACACAAGCUUCCUUUUGCAAGAGAUCGGGUGGUGGAAUGCUACUUUUGGAUAUUGGGGGUGUACUUUGAGCCCCAGUUUUUCUUCGCUAGAAGGAUUCUCACUAAAGUAAUAGCCAUGACCUCUAUUAUUGAUGACAUCUAUGACGUGUAUGGUACACUUGAAGAACUCGAGCUCUUCACCGAAGCAGUUGAGAGGUGGGAUAUCAGUGCCAUAGAUCAACUGCCAGAGUACAUGAGAGUGUGUUAUCAAGCACUCUUAUAUGUAUACAGUGAAAUUGAGGAAGAAAUGGCCAAGGAAGGAAGAUCGUAUCGGCUCUACUAUGCAAAAGAAGCAAUGAAAAAUCAAGUAAGAGCAUACUAUGAGGAAGCCAAAUGGCUUCAAGUGCAACAAAUUCCAACCAUGGAGGAGUACAUGCCUGUGGCGUUAGUUACCUCUGCAUACUCAAUGCUGGCGACCACAUCGUUUGUUGGAAUGGGAGAUGCUGUGACAAAAGAAAGCUUCGAUUGGAUUUUCAGUAAGCCUAAGAUUGUAAGGGCUUCAGCCAUAGUUUGCAGGCUCAUGGAUGAUAUGGUUUCCCACAAGUUUGAGCAGAAGAGAGGACAUGUUGCCUCAGCUGUUGAAUGUUACAUGAAGCAACAUGGUGCGUCGGAGCAGGAAACGCACAACGAAUUUCACAAACAAGUAAGAGAUGCAUGGAAGGAUAUCAAUGAAGAGUGCCUCAUCCCAACAGCUGUCCCAAUGCCCAUCCUCAUGCGAGUUCUAAAUCUCGCACGUGUUAUAGAUGUUAUAUACAAGAAUGAAGAUGGCUAUACUCAUUCUGGGACUGUUCUAAAGGAUUUCGUAACUUCCAUGCUAAUUGAUCCUGUGCCAAUAUGAGGUUGGAAUUAGCUAGCUUUGCCAUCCUCCAUAAAUAAACUGGAACCUUCUCUCUGCUGCUUGCUUGGAGAGAUCUUAUAUUGCAUUUUAAUCUACUUUCUGUAAUAUGUAACUGGAAGUUUGGUUCAAAUUUUAAGAACGUUGGUUUAUGAUACCUUUAAAUCACAAA
Vitis vinifera (wine grape) is the source of this 1959-nucleotide messenger RNA. Its product is annotated as (-)-germacrene D synthase. NCBI's taxonomy places the organism in Eukaryota, Viridiplantae, Streptophyta, Magnoliopsida, Vitales, Vitaceae. The transcript has 7 exons. Gene Ontology annotation, molecular function: terpene synthase activity; magnesium ion binding. The record is from RefSeq and is a predicted model, not a curated record. Bases 114 to 1790 code for a protein of 558 amino acids. Gene Ontology annotation, biological process: diterpenoid biosynthetic process.